Messenger RNA from Trichoderma gamsii, 858 nucleotides. RefSeq lists its product as hypothetical. The transcript is spliced from 2 exons. Lineage: Eukaryota; Fungi; Ascomycota; Sordariomycetes; Hypocreales; Hypocreaceae. The record is from RefSeq and is a predicted model, not a curated record. Bases 1 to 858 code for a protein of 285 amino acids.
AUGGCGCAUCCCAACCGACCCUCUCUCAUGAGCCGCCUCUUCCCCCGGGAUGAUCGUCCAGCAGGUCGUCUCUCCUCCACCGAAGACCCAUCGUCCUCCACACUAUUCUCAGCAGAAAAGGCUCCAUUUGGGUCAUCGUCAUCGGCAUCCUUCCAAGACGAAAGCAUUCGCCGCAAUAACCUGUAUCAAGCAUGUUUCGCUUCCUUCAGCAGUACCACAGCGCAAGACAGACUACAGCAAGACAGAGCUGUCGAGGGAGACAGUCUAGUACCUCUCAAAAGUACAUCAGCUAUCAAGCUGCAACAAUCUCGAAUCGCAUUAUCUCCGUCCGCUACUAACGCUUUUCUUUUCGCAGAGGCCUUUGCCGAAGAGGCCGUCGAAUUGCACACCUCCACCAGAAACAAACUACUCGAAGCUCAGCAAGACAUCAAUUCGAAAAUUUCCGACUUCGAGACGCUCACAUCGUCCAUUAUAUCUGUUGUAGACGACAUAUACGCCAACUUAUCAUACCCACCUUCUGCUACCCUAUGCAGCUCCGACGAUUUUCCCUCGGCGACUAUCGCAACUCAUCUGGCAAGCGCAAAAGUUCAAUUGGAGGAGGCGAAGAAGCAGCUCCACAGCUUACAAGAUGAGUGGGAGGACAAUGUUCGCUUAGAAGAAGACCUCCGUAAAGAGCUUGCGAGUGUGGGAAAGGUGUCUGGGCAGAGUGAUGCGGAUCAUUCUAGACUGGUCAGCUUCAAGGAACAAGUGGAGCAGCUUGUGUCAGAUAGCACGCAAGCUCUUGACGAAAUAGAAGACACAUACAAAGAAGAGAUCCAAGCAGAGAGGAUGAAGAUUAUGCAGGCCAUGUUGGACUAG